This is a messenger RNA of Solanum verrucosum, 3241 nucleotides long. Its product is annotated as la-related protein 1A. Gene Ontology annotation, biological process: mRNA stabilization. The record is from RefSeq and is a predicted model, not a curated record. Gene Ontology annotation, molecular function: RNA cap binding. Bases 230 to 2929 code for a protein of 899 amino acids. The transcript has 14 exons. Lineage: Eukaryota; Viridiplantae; Streptophyta; Magnoliopsida; Solanales; Solanaceae.
GACGGAGUUAAACGUAUUUUGUGUUGAAGUAUAAAUAUAGAGCAUUGAGUGAAGCUGUCACUGUUUGACAACAUUCAAUAUUUUGUCUCUUUGUCUGAAAACACUCCUCAACCCUAGUAGUAUCUCUCUCUCUCUCUCAGCCACCACACACCGCUGUAAAGCUCCGCCGUUUUCGCCUUCUCUUUAUCGGAAUAUCACUCAAUUUGAAUUUAUAUAUAUAUUGCUGACUAUGGCGGAAAAUGAGAGUACUGGAGAUGAUCAGAAGGAGGUGAUUGAGCCUCCAAAGUCGCCGUGGAAGACUCCGGUGACGGCGCCGGCGCCGGUGCCGGCUGAUAAGUCUUCUGUGACGUUAGGGGAUGCUGAUUCUGAAUCCUGGCCGGCACUUGCUGAUGCUCAGCAGAUGAUUAAGGCUAGUGAUUUAAGUUCCGCCGCUAAGUUGCCGUCACCUCCGCCGCAGCAGGAGAUUGGAGGCAGCCGCAAUGUUGCUUCUGAAAAGGUCCGAGGUGAGCAGCUAAAGUUCCAUGGAUCUUCUAGUGCCAAGUCUUCAAAUAAGUCAUCAUCUGCAGUUCAACAAAGACCAGGGCCUAGGCACAACCAAAAUGGUGUGCCAUCAUUUCCUGUGCCCUUGGCUUACCACCAAUCAGGAUUCCCUCCUUUUUAUCAAAGUAUGGUACCUAUGCCACAUAUUCCUCUUCCAGGGUAUGCAUACCAGCCCCCUCGAGGGUCUUUCUCAGGAGCUGAAGGUCACGUGGCUAGGUCCGAUGGUGAUGCUGCAUCUCAAGCUUUUGUACCCCUUAUAAAUGGUGGGUUUCGCCCCCCAUCACGUGGGGAUCCAAAUGACCAAGAUGCCAAAUUCUACAGAGGAAGACCUAAUACACAAGAACGUGGUAGCCAGUUUAGUUCAGCCUUGUCUAAUCAGCGACCUGUGGGUUCUAAAGAUGACAUUCAGCUGCAACAAAGUAUGGGGCUAAGGCCUUUCCUAAGGCCUCCAUAUUUUGGUCCAGCCCCGGGCUACAUGGAUGGUGCAAAUUUUCCUGGUCAUCCAGGAGCUAUAUAUUUUCUUCCUUCUCCCCCUCCUGUGAGAGUGCCUUACCCACCUUUCUUUGUCCCACAUCCUGUUAGCUCUGGAGCCUCUACUCCACCAUCACCUGCAUUAGCUUUGAGAGAGAGCAUAUUGAAGCAAAUUGAAUACUAUUUCAGUGAUCAGAAUUUGCAGAAUGACCACUACUUGCUUUCCUUAAUGGACGAUCAAGGUUGGGUUCCAAUCUCUAUUAUUGCCGACUUCAAAAGGGUUAAAAAAAUGAGUACAGAUAUAGCAUUUAUCAUUGAUGCAUUGCAGGCUUCAAGCACUGUUGAAGUAAAGGGAGACAAGUUGAGAAGACGUGAUGAAUGGUCAAAGUGGGUUUCAGCUAGUGCUGAUCAGAAAUCAUCCCCUUCGACUCCGGUGGAACACUCAAUGGGGAAGGUUAUAAAGAAUGAUGAGGUCAAUGAAAAUAAGGAGGAUGGAAUUCAAGUCAGAUUUUCCCAAGAAAAUCGUGUAGGUGAGCUUGCAUCAAUAGAGAAACAUACUAAAAAAGUAUCAGUGUUUAGUAAAGCAGAAAACAGUAGGAAGAAAUCUGGUUUCCAUGGUUCAACUCACAGAGUUGACAAAGGAAGUGGUGAUGCAAGAAGGGUUAUGGCAUCAGAUGUUGUAGAACAGAAUGUAGAUGACUUAUCUAAUGAUUUCUCGAGCACAUUCAUGCUUGAUGAAGAGAUGGAGCUUGAAAAUAAAAAGGACCAGUCCUCUUUGAGUGGAAGAGUUGAUGAAGAAGAUGAUGAGAUGUACGUUAAUGAUGAGGCUAUUGAGAAACUUGUCAUUGUAACUCGGAACACUCGGGCAUCUCAGGUAUCUGGAACUGUUGGAAAAGAAUCAAAACCAAUAUCUACUGAGCUUGCUUCUGCAAUAAAUGAUGGUCUCUACUUCUACGAGCAGGAGCUUAAAGCUACACGAUCCAGUCAUAGAUCUAACAACUACAAUAAUGAUCCUAGAGAUGACAUUACUAGGUCUUCCGGUACUGGUGCUGCUUUAUCAAAAUCAAAGUAUGCCGAUCAUUCUUCUGGAGGGAAAAACACUGAAGGUCCUGGAAGUUCUAACUCUCGGAGAAAGCAAAACAAAGGAUUUGCUAAGCCACAUCCAAUACAUAAGCAGCGGCUGUUUUCUGGAAAUUACCGGAAUCAUGGCGUUUCUCGGAACAGUGUAGGAACAAUAUCUGAAAGUCCACCUAGCGAUUCAGUUGGGUUUUUCUUUGGUUCUACACCUCCUGACAGUCAUGUGUCAAGGCCUUCAAAGUUGAGUGCCUCUCCGCACAGCAAUCUUGCAAGUAGUAGUCCACCUGUGGGUUCCAUGCCUAAACCAUUUCCACCCUUCCAGCAUCCAAGUCACAAGCUGCUACAAGAAAAUGGUUUUACACAACAGCUGUACAAGAAGUAUCAUAAGCGCUGUCUGAAUGAUCGCAAGAAACUUGGAGUUGGUUGCAGUGAGGAAAUGAAUACACUCUACAGGUUUUGGUCAUAUUUUCUGCGGAACAUGUUCAUACGUUCUAUGUACAAUGAGUUCCAAAAGAUGGCUCAAGAAGAUGCAGCUGCUAAUUAUAACUAUGGGAUGGAGUGCCUAUUUAGAUUUUAUAGUUAUGGUUUGGAAAAGGAAUUUAGAGAGGGCCUUUAUGACGACUUUGAGAGAUUGACGCUUGACACCUACAAUAGGGGAAACCUUUACGGCCUUGAGAAGUACUGGGCCUUUCACCAUUUUCGUCAGCAACGAGGUCAGAGAGCACCUUUGAAGAAGCUUCCAGAACUGGAUAGACUACUCAGAGAAGAGUUCCGAAAUUUGGAUGACUUCAAACAUGCCAGAGGAGGUGCCAGUGCAAGCACAAAGGAGGACGGUCACUAGCCAACGUGUGAUUCUCAGCUUCAUUGAACCGUCUGUCAGCGAAUUUUGAUGCCUUGCAGUCCAUACAAUGAGCUCAAGUUGCCGAAUUACCUUUCUGAGAUGAUCAAGGCAAAAUUUUUGUAUAUAGAGCUUCUGUGAGGUUAAUUUUUACCUCCGAGGUUGAGCUAAAAUUUUACCAUGAGGGGAUACCUUGUGCCUUUUUGUACUUUCGUCUUAGGAUUAUAAGGUGUACAUAUAGGAAGAAGUUGGAAUCAAAAUAAAAAAAAUAAAAAAAAAUAAAAAAUAAAAAUAAAUGUAAAACUACAAAAAAAA